Messenger RNA from Nematolebias whitei (Rio pearlfish), 2695 nucleotides. It is a transcript of the gene telo2, whose product is annotated as TEL2, telomere maintenance 2, homolog (S. cerevisiae). The transcript is spliced from 21 exons. Gene Ontology annotation, biological process: telomere maintenance via telomerase; protein stabilization. The record is from RefSeq and is a predicted model, not a curated record. Bases 95 to 2581 code for a protein of 828 amino acids. NCBI's taxonomy places the organism in Eukaryota, Metazoa, Chordata, Actinopteri, Cyprinodontiformes, Rivulidae. Gene Ontology annotation, molecular function: Hsp90 protein binding; telomeric repeat DNA binding. Gene Ontology annotation, cellular component: cytosol.
GAAGCACAUGAGAUAACCGUAGCAUCCCGUUAAUCCAGUGAGUUGAACCGCAAAAAUAAACUGAUAUGCUAGCUGCUGUCUAUCUUUCACAAUCAUGGAGUCAGUUUCGACUAAUGCAGAGGUUCGACUAGCAGUGGCCCAAUCAUUCCGGACUCUCACUUCAUCCACGGACUGUAAAGACAUUACUGCUGCUCUUCAGACCCUCAUCUCCUAUUUGGAUGACGGAGCAGAGAGUAAAACCUCAGCAGCUCAGCGGGAAGAGUUCAGCAGAGCUCACUACAGCCGGACUCUUCAGUUUUUGGUGAGCAACAUCCAGGCAGACUGGCUGUGGAGCCUCUCAGCCACACACCGCGCAGAGCUGUGGGAUCAGUUGUUUCUUAAAGGUCCUCCAGAUCAGGCGCUGUUGGUGCUGAUGGAUGCAAUUACAGAGCUGAGACCUUCGACAUGUCUGGACCACCUGGUCAGCAUCGCAGAGAAGUUCCUUCAGAGUGGCCGUCUUGCUGACCUGCUGUGGUCCUACUGUCUGCAGUCGGUUCCCUCAGACUCCCCCCAGUUUAGAGAGACUCUCCUGAGUCGGAUAAGUGCGCUGCCAGAUAUCACCGCUAACAAGUUACAUCCCAACAUCAGACCACCUUUUCUUCCUCAGCAGUACUACUCACUGCUGGCCACUGAGAUGCUGAAUGCACUGCAGAGAACCUGCCAGGCUCUCAAAGGUGGAACAGACUGUUCUUUAGGUUUUGUAGCUCAAACACUUGGAAAAGUGUGCAUCCAAGGACACAGUGGUUUGGUUCUGGCAGUGAUGGCUCCUCGACUGUGCGCGUGCACGCGCUCAGACAUGUUGUGGCGGAGGGUGUGCUGGAAGCUGCUGGAGAACAUUCCUCAGCGGUGGAUGGAGAGCGUUCUCGUAGGGCUGGUGCAGGCUGUGAGCGGACCUGAUGCUUUGGGCCGAAUCAUUGGAAAUCUAGUGCUAACAAAUAAAAAAGCUCAGUUUGUCAUAACUCAUAAACUGCUGUUACUACAGUAUAAAUACGAGACUCGGGUCUUGAGAACUGUAUUGGGUUACCUCGCUGCAGACGAGGAUCGAAGACCACUUCUCAUUCAGGUUAUACGGUCCGUGUCACAGGCCUGGGCGAACCCCAGUGCAGUAAAACACACUCCUCUAGAGCAGCAGCUUUAUGUGAGUAAAGCCUUACUGCUGAGUGUGAGUCUGCUGAAGGACUCGGAGCUGCAAGAGCUGCGUUCAGAGCUCCUUCAGUGCAUGCUGGGUGGCAUGCAGAGCCACCUGGACAGCUGUGUGCUGCGGGUCAGGAACAUGGGCAUGGUGGUUGGGGAGUGUCUGAGCGCCCGGAUGGAUUUCAGUGGAGCCGAGCUGAAAUUUGAGUAUGAGCAGGAUGAAGAAACUCGAGAGCUGCUUUCUCUCAUAACUCCUGACACGUGUGAUGAGCCAGAGCCAGAGCUUGUAAACAGAGGCGACUCUGCUGAGAACACUAGUGAAACAUCUGCAUCCACUCAGAACGUGACCUCACAAAGUACACCAGGAAGAACAGAUCCAGGCUCAGAUCUGGACAGUGACGACGACCUCACGCCGUAUGAUAUGUCUGAGGAUCAGGAGAUGAGGCGGGCAUCACCGCCUCGGUACCUUCGAGACUGCCUGGAAACGUUAAUAUCCUCGGAGGACGCAGAGCGUGUGGAGCUCAGUUUGAGAGCUGCUGAGAGUUUGGUGAGGACGAACGUCUUCGCAGCCAGGGAGAUCAGUGUGCAGAUGACCAAAGUGCUUCUUCACAUGGAGGAUAAAUACAGCAUCCGUGGCUUCCUGAGUGUCAGACAGGCGACCAUGGUGGCUCUCACCGUCACCGACUGUAUUCCGGUUACUCAGUAUCUGACUACAGAGUUUUACUCCUUGAACUACAGCCUCCGCCAGCGACUCGACAUUUUGGAGGUUCUCGCUCUGGCAGCUCAAGAGCUCUCUGCACCGAUCUCCGACAAGAAUGUCUCCUCCUCUGGAGCUCCGACCUCCUCCGCAGUAACUCCGUACCUGAGUGAGGAUCCAGUUCACUGGAGACAAGUUGUAGAGAAGCGGAUUCAAAGUAAAACGAAACGCAUCUCAAAGGGAGCCACGCUACCUGCAGCUCCGCCCACUCCAAACCGUUACGCUCCCGUCGCAGGAUACUUCUUUUUCCCUCUGCUCAGGAAUUACGACAAGCCUCAGGUGACCUUUGACCUGCUGGGCAGUGACCACCUGGUACUGGGCAGGUUGAUCCACACUCUGGGCCUGUUGAUGCACCUGGCUGUCAAUGCUCCGAUUGCUGCACAGAUGGGUUGCGCUUUGCUGGACUUUGUGUGGACAGUUCGCUACCAUGUUGACCAGAUGGUGAGACGAGGAGUCCUCUUUGCCGUCUGCUCCAUCUUUUUGAGCAUGCCCAGUCAAAGCUUGCUGGUGGACUUCAGCGAUCAGCUGCUUGAGACCAGAACUUGGCUUGCAGAUGUGGCUGAAGGAGACCCCGAUGCAGACUGCAGGAGUUUAGCUGUGCAGAGUCUGGUGCUGCUGGAUAAAAGUCUGAAGAAGCAGCUACAAGAUUAACCGGCGCUGAGCCUGGAGUCAUGAUCACAACACCAGCAGUGGUCGAAUAAAAUUAUGCAAAAGAAAAACACUUUUUAAUUAGAUAAGUCUGAUAAAGGCUGGAGUACAAUUGAU